This is a messenger RNA of Chelonus insularis, 1506 nucleotides long. RefSeq lists its product as uncharacterized. The transcript has 3 exons. Bases 1 to 1506 code for a protein of 501 amino acids. Lineage: Eukaryota; Metazoa; Arthropoda; Insecta; Hymenoptera; Braconidae. The record is from RefSeq and is a predicted model, not a curated record.
AUGACCUCAUUCAUGCAAAAUCAAUAUCCUGUUAUUAACAUAUCUCACAUAAACGUUUUCAAAAUUGUAGAACAAAGACCAGACGUCAUCGUCUCAAUAGUUGAUUUGACCGGUGAUGAUGAUGUGUAUCAUGAUCAAUUAAUAGCUCGUGUCGAGGAAACAGCAGCGGCAUACCCUCUGCCGCUGUCACCCGUCUCAACGCUUUCGGAUCCUUCUCAACCUUAUCUGGUUGACAAUCGAGGAAAUAUAGUUGGUGUAAUCCCGAGGCAUGAACAUGCUGGUGAUAUUGCUGCCGUGCAAUCUAAAAUCAUAAAAGCAAAAGUUGUAAAAAAGGCUAAACGGAAUGAUGCAAAGCCGAGUAUUAUCAUAUCAAGUGUAUUACGUGGUGUUUUAUCACCUGUUUCUGCAUUAUUACCUAAGCUCGCAUCUAUGACUCGAACUGUGAACCGUAUUCGAUGUAAAAAUAAUCCGCAAUUACUGGAUCCACCAUCACGGAGCCAAUUGGAAUUGAGGGGUGAAUGGAAACAAACACACAAGGGUGAUAUGUUUUUACUGCAUGACAGCGGUGGCAAUAAAAAACGGUUUUUGGUAUUUUCCACUCCAAAAAACUUAGACGUUUUGAAGAAAUGUCAGCAAUGGUUGAGCGAUGGCACAUUUAAUGCUGUGCCAAGUAUAUUUUCACAGUUAUAUACUGUGCAUGGCUUUAUUGACGGCAAAUCCAUUCCACUUGUGUAUGCGUUAUUACCUAAUAAAUCUAAAAAAAUAUAUUUACAAUUCUUGACCGUUCUGAGACAAAAUAUGCCAAAUUUUUCUCCUAGUUUAAUCAUGGUAGACUUUGAGCCAGCAUUUAUUGAGGCUUUUCGAGAAGUAUUUAAAAGCACUAAAAUUACCGGUUGUAAUUUUCAUUUUAACCAAUGCUUUCGGCGUCGGAUUCAGUCCUGCGGUCUUCAAAGCCGAUAUAAUCAAGAUGUCAUUUUUGCUGCUAAUUUACGUCUACUCAUGGCGCUUGCGUUUAUUCCACCAAAGGAUGUGAUUGAAGGCUAUGAAUUGAUUGUUGGUUGUGAUUUUUAUAAAUGCAAUAGCGACGAUUUGGAAGAUUUACUUGCCUACUUCGAAAUGACUUGGAUUGGUCAAUUAUGCCAUAAUAAAAAAAAACGUAAGAAGCCAUUAUUUGAUAUCAGUAUGUUGAAUUGCUAUCAAGCCGUGAUUAAUGAUCUUUUACGAUCAAAUAAUCCAAUCGAAGGAUGGCACAGUGGUUUUAAUCGACGUGUGGGUGUUUCACAUGCUUCAAUUGGAUUGUUUUUAAAUAAACUAAAAGAUGAGCAGUCUCGUAAUGAAGCGUUAAUAUCGCAAAUAGAUACCGGGUUGAACGUUGUCACUCAGCCUAAGACUUAUCGAGAUUACAAUGUUCGACUGAAGAAGGUUGUCAUGAAUUAUGAUUCUAGCGAUAAAUUAGGAUACUUGAGAAGCAUUGCCAAAAUAAUAUCCAUCAAUGCCAGGCGUUGA